Molecule: messenger RNA, 1314 nt
Organism: Marmota flaviventris (yellow-bellied marmot)
Lineage: Eukaryota; Metazoa; Chordata; Mammalia; Rodentia; Sciuridae
Gene: Aldh3b2
Product: aldehyde dehydrogenase 3 family member B2
Biological process (GO): aldehyde metabolic process
Cellular component (GO): cytoplasm
Molecular function (GO): 3-chloroallyl aldehyde dehydrogenase activity; aldehyde dehydrogenase (NAD+) activity
Source: RefSeq, a predicted model, not a curated record
GUUCUCGCUGCCCUGUCCAGCAGGAUGGACCCCGUCGAGGACACGCUGCGGCGGCUGCGGGAGGCCUUCGGCUCGGGGCGGACUCGGCCGGCAGAGUUCCGGGCGGCGCAGCUCCAGGGCCUGGGCCGCUUCCUGCAGGACAACCGGCAGCUGCUGCUGGACGCGCUGGCCCAGGACCUGCACAAGCUCACGAAGCUGCACUCAGCCUUCAUCCGCAAGGAGCCCUUCGGCCUGGUGCUCAUCGUCGCGCCCUGGAACUACCCGCUGAACCUGACGCUGGUGCCCCUGGUGGGGGCCAUCGCUGCAGGGAACUGCGUGGUCCUGAAGCCAUCGGAAAUCAGCAAGGGCACCGAGAAGGUGCUGGCUGAGGUGCUGCCCCGGUACCUGGACCAGAGCUGCUUUGCCGUGGUGCUGGGCGGGCCCGAGGACACCGGGCGGCUGCUGGAGCACAGAUUUGACCACAUCCUGUUCACAGGGAGCCCCCGUGUGGGCAAGAUCGUCAUGGCCGCCGCUGCCAAGCACCUGACACCCGUCACCCUGGAGCUGGGGGGCAAGAACCCGUGCUACGUGGAUGACGACUGUGACCCCCAGACCGUGGCCAACCGCGUCACCUUGUUCCGGUACUUCAACACUGGCCAGACCUGCGUGGCCCCGGAUUACGUCCUGUGCAGCCCCGAGACCCGCGAGCGCCUGCUGCCUGCCCUGCAGAGCGCCAUCACCCGUUUCUAUGGCGACGACCCCCAGAGCUCCCCCAGCCUGGGCCGCAUCAUCAGCCAGAAGCAUUUCAAGCGGCUCCAGGGACUGCUGGGCUGUGGCCGGGUGGCCAUCGGUGGCCAGAGCGACGAGAGCGAGCUCUACAUCGCGCCCACUGUGCUGGUGGACGUGCAGGAGACGGAGCCCGUGAUGCAGGAGGAGAUCUUUGGGCCCAUCCUGCCCCUGGUGACCGUGAGGAGCCUGGAUGAAGCCAUCGACUUCAUCAACCGGCGGGAGAAGCCCCUGGCCCUGUAUGCCUUCUCCAACAGCUCCCAGGUGGUGAACCAGGUCCUGGAGGGGACCAGCAGCGGCAGCUUCGGUGGCAACGAAGGCUUCAUCUACAUGACUCUGCCAUCCCUGCCCCUGGGUGGAGUGGGCCACAGCGGGAUGGGCAGGUACCACGGGAAGUUCUCCUUCGACACCUUCUCGCACCACCGCGCCUGCCUGCUGGCCCCCUCGGGCCUGGAGGGGCUCAACGGGAUCCGCUACCCGCCCUACGGCCACUGGAGCCAGAAGCUGAUACGGUGGGCCCUGGACUCGCAGAGCUGCACCCUUCUCUGA